UCAGUUUUCCAAAUAAGGAGGCGAACUUCAUUUUACUUUGUCUCAAAAAGUCAAAAAUAAAAAAUGAAAUAUGAUAUUAAUAUUUAAUAGUACCGCCGCACUCAUAUUCCUUCCCGCGUUAAAAUCUCCGGUCACCCCGUCUCACAUUUAAACCCCACCGACACCGGUAUAACCGGUAACCCUUUCACUAAUACGUACCUCGGCGCACGCGCCAUCCCACGCGCGGCCACAAUUUAUAGCCCGUAAUAUAUUUUCGCACUUUAUUUAAUUUUUUCCGGAGAUUUUUUUCCAUUUACGUGAAAAAUGAUGCAGCUGCCAAAGAUCAGUACUAGCGAAGAAAACGGCGACGAAAUGAAAUCGGUACCAUUAGAUCCGGAUCGAAAGGAUCCGGCCCCUAAAGUGGGCCCCGACCCUGACCCGAUACCAGAUGGCGGCGCGUCAAAGCCUGCGGGCAAUGACCAUACUGACGCCCGAGGUCUAGGCAGUAUUGGUGACUCAGAUUUGAAGGACAAGAGUGGUGGAGUAGAGGAGAACAGCGUCGAUUCCGCGGCGGAGGGUAUGAGGGCGAAGAAAUCGGUGCGGUGGAGCCAGGAACUGGUGAUGGAGUCGCCGGUGCCGAGGGAUUCCGAUCGCGGAUCCGCCAACCCCUACGAGAAUUACUCGCCGUCGCCUGCGCAAGAUUCCUCGUCUUUCAAUUUCAAAGAAACAAUGGGUAGCGUGAAGGAUGUGCUGGGGAGAUGGAGGAAAAAAGUUGGAGAAGCAUCCCGAAAGGCUGAGGACUUUGCUGGGAACACUUGGCAGCACUUGAAAACAAGCCCAAGCAUGACGGAUGCUGCCUUAGGAAGAAUUGCGCAAGGAACAAAGGUUCUAGCUGAAGGCGGUUAUGAAAAAAUAUUUCGUCAAACAUUUGAGACUGUUCCUGAGGAGCAUCUAAAAAAUUCAUUUGCAUGUUACUUGUCCACAUCAGCUGGUCCAGUCAUGGGUGUUUUGUAUGUAUCGACUGCAAAGCUUGCAUUCUGUAGCGACAAUCCACUUUCCUAUCAAGGUUCUGAUAAGACUGAAUGGAGCUAUUAUAAGGUUGUUAUCCCAUUGCAUCAACUAAAAGCCAUCAACCCUUCAACAAGUAGAACAAAUCCGGCUGAAAAGUAUAUGCAGGUCAUAUCUGUUGAUAACCAUGAAUUCUGGUACAUGGGGUUCUUAAACUAUAAUGGUGCAGUAGAAUGCCUUGAGCAGGCCUUGCUAGGCCGCGACAUGCAAUCAGUGUAAAAUGUCAUCACUCUUCUCAUUGCAAAGGAAUUGCUUUCUCAUCUUUGGUGCACAUGAAGAAAACUGAAGUCGGAAUCCCGAGAAUCGCGCUUUACCUUAGUUAAAGAUGUCUUCUCAUGUUGCACAUUACAGUUAUUAACUCGUGAAAGCAUUUUCUAUCACAUCAUUGCUACAUGUAACUGCAUCAUUAUUGUCUUUUACUUCUGUGCGCCAUGUUAAUGAGACAGCAUCAUAAUGUUGUGAUCAAUAUUUCUUGCUACACUCCUAGGAUACAUGUACCUACCUGUUUCAAAGGCCUUCACUCUUCUACAUUUAUGCUCAAGAUUUAAUGAAAUAUCUGUCAUGAUUGUCUUCA
Molecule: messenger RNA, 1621 nt
Organism: Salvia miltiorrhiza (redroot sage)
Lineage: Eukaryota; Viridiplantae; Streptophyta; Magnoliopsida; Lamiales; Lamiaceae
Product: GLABRA2 expression modulator-like
Exons: 4
Coding region: 304-1266 (320 amino acids)
Source: RefSeq, a predicted model, not a curated record